Linum trigynum is the source of this 2895-nucleotide messenger RNA. The record is from the annotation of a GenBank genome assembly. NCBI's taxonomy places the organism in Eukaryota, Viridiplantae, Streptophyta, Magnoliopsida, Malpighiales, Linaceae.
UCUCCUCGAUAUAGUGAAAUUGGCUCUCUCUCGCCCGUGGACGUAGCUAACACACAUAGUGUUAGUGAACCACGUAAAUCGUGUGUCUGUGUUUUUCGAUUCUCGCUUUUGUAUUCUUGCUUUGUCGAUUCCAGCGAUUUCCCGAUCCGUAGUAGCGCGUUUAUAACAAAAGGUCAUUUUCAUUUUGUCAAGCUAAAUAACUUGAAAAAAUUUAACCAGGACAAAGAAAAUGGAGAGAACUACAGCUUUCGCCAGUCCAACAUUCCGCUCCACUCCCAAAGACACAAUUGCUAAACAACCAGCACAAAACGAAACAAGAAGCAGCAGCAGCAAAAAAAUUAAGAAAUGAGAGCAAUCUCAAUUUCAAUGACAAAGCACCAGCACCUAUCUACCAUACACAAAGACACAGUUGCAAUCGGAAGAAGUGAUCCACCCGAGAUUCAACCUUUUCUGAGUUGUAUGCAUGUAUUAUAAGAGCAUGCACAUCUGAUAAAUCUUUCAACCUGUACUUUGCAACAUGAAGGGGAUCGAACAUUAACAAAUUUAGGCAAUGAUCCCACUUGUUUGCUGUGAGUCUAAAACACCAAACACAAUUGCCGCAGCCUAUACAGUCAGGUCUAUCAGAGAACUACCAGAAAAGGAAAUAGAGUGGUACAACUAUACUGUUCCAUUCCAUGUCAUGCAUGAACCUUUUGGAUUGUGUUAAGAUACAGUUGGAGAAGGAAAAUAGAGUCAAAUCAACAUGUGUUCACAAUUGCACUCCUCGGGGAACCAAUACACUUAAAAACUGAAUUCGCUGGUAACUUGCAAGUCACCGUAACUUGCACUUUUCGGUCGACCUAAGUUAGGAUUAGGUCGACCUAAUAUGUUGAUUCAGUGUAAAAACAGUUUCAUGGUGCCUACUUUGGAGAUUCAUAUCUUACAAUUGGCUCGAUAGAAAUUGAAGAUUAAUGGCUUGUUUUGAAACUAGAGUGUCCCUCUACACAUUGAAGUACUUGGGAGAUUGAUAGGAAGUCCCGAAGACCAUUUUUGAACCUGAUCAAAUUCAAAAGGCUAUGCCAAAACUGGGAAACUGUUUGAAAAUUGCUAAGUCCGGUAACGUGUUUGUGAAGCCUACUUUGGAGCUCAAUUUGAAAAGCAUGGAUGAGAUUCUAGUCCACGGGCCUCUACCACGUGAAAGUAGAUAUGUUUGUCUACAAAAGAAGGCAUUGGAUGAAAUAUUGGAUAUCUGGAAGGCUUCAAACAAAAGACUCGAAGUUGCUACGAAUGUUGUUUUUUCUGGCAGCUUCCUUGUGAUUAAAUGAGUUGGGCGGAUGCUAACGAAGAGUGACUAAAUGUGACAUGUUUCAGUAAUUCGAGUGACAUUCAUAAAAAAAAAUUAAAUCGAAUGACCGGAGUUGGACGGAGACUAACGGGAGAAUGACUAAAUGUGACCUGUUUUAGUAUUUUGAGUGACCAAAAUUUAUAUUAAUUUUUCCUAUUGACUAAACAUAACACAAUUUAGCAAUCCCAAUGACCAAAUGUGACAUUUACCCGUUUUCGAAAAGAAAUAAUUGGUGUUGCUGCUCACAUGCAAUUGACUAGCACAAAAAGGGUGAUAACAACGACAUUAAGGACAAGUUCAAAAGUGUGAUAUAAAAUAGGGUAAAAUACCUCGCGUGCCACUUAAGUUUGAGAAUUGGGAUAGUCAUACCACUUAAGUUUGAAUAGGGCGUCGGGUACCAGUGAACUCUAUUAUAUUUGCACCCGGUACCACUUAAGUUUACUCCUAAGUGCAUUCCGUUAAAGUUGACAGAAUAUUCUUGGAAUAUUCUGUUUUCUAAAUUUCAUAAUUGGUCCUUCUACAUUUUUUAUUGUAAGAAAAUAAUUUGGACUUAUGAAAAAUAUCAUUUUUCAUUGGUUAGUUAGAAUCCUCUUUUGAAUAUUUGAUACCAAAUCAAGAAAAUUUAGAAUCAAUUAUCAUUAUAAUUAUUUUUAAUUAUCAUAAUGUGUUCUAAUAAUUUAAUUAUUCCAUGCAUGUUAUAACUAAAAAAUGUUGUAGCUUAUAUAGUCAUAUUUUCUUUUCUAUAUUUUUUACCGAAUGUUGUAGCUUUUAUGUUUUAUUUGUUACUUGGUUACUUUCCAUUUCUUUUCGUUCUAAUUUUUUUCAAUUAGAGGAAUAUGUUUAAUUCUUUCUUAUUGUGUUCUAGUUAUCCUUCUUUGAUUUUGAUAUAUUGAUAAUCGAUUAGGUUCUAUUUUAAUUAUUUCUAAUGGUGCUUCUAAUUGAAUUAGGAGGUUUAAAUAGAUGUUCUAAUAUUAAUUUUAAAUAUUUAUUAUUAUAUUCUAGUAUAUUUAUUAUUAUUCUUGAUAUUAAUUUACUAUAUUUACUAAUUUAUCUAUUUUAUUAAAAAUAUUAAUCAUUUCUAGCAAUAAUAUGUUUAGAAGGUUUUCUAAUUAUUAUAUUAGAUAAAACUUGUUAAAUAUAGUUUUGGAUGUUUUUAAAAGUUUCGGGUACUAAAAAGUAAUUAAAAUUUUGGUUUGGAUGGAAAAGUAGACGGAUGCACAUUUUGGUGACUUUAAUGGUACCCGACGCCCUAUUCAAAUUUAUGUGGUAUGUCUACCCCAAUUCUCAAACUUAAGUGACACUCGAGGUAUUUUACCCAUAUAAAAUAAGAUGCAACACUCAAAUAUGCAUUGUGUUGAUUAUCCAUAAUCAUUAUUUUCACAGUACCACCCAAUUAGUCAGCUUCUUCAACGUGACUUUGUAUUCCCUCGCAGCUUCACAAUUCAAAGUAUUUGUAUUUCACCGCCAUUUCUUGGGUGUUCUUCUCAUCAUCAUCAUAAUCCAUAUGACACUGCUUUUUUGGUGUACCAUGCUCGACUUUCAAUUUCUCUAAAUAAUCCAUCAGUAUUCCA